Messenger RNA from Diospyros lotus (date-plum), 2403 nucleotides. RefSeq names its product probable sphingolipid transporter spinster homolog 2. The record is from RefSeq and is a predicted model, not a curated record. The coding region runs from base 254 to 1852 and encodes 532 amino acids. Gene Ontology annotation, biological process: transmembrane transport. Gene Ontology annotation, molecular function: transmembrane transporter activity. The transcript has 16 exons. Gene Ontology annotation, cellular component: membrane. Lineage: Eukaryota; Viridiplantae; Streptophyta; Magnoliopsida; Ericales; Ebenaceae.
UUGUUCAUUUCAUAUUGGGUGAGAAUCAAACGCAUGGAAUAUGAGAAUGAAAAAGAGAAAUUCCAGGAGAAAUUAUAGGAUAACUUCGAGGAGAUGUAAAUCGAAAACCGAGCAAAUCGAAACCCUUUGAAGUCACAUGUAAUCUUCUCAGCAAGCUGUAAAAUCAAUUUCCCAGAAAACUAGAAAAGUUUGGAGGAAAAACACACUCUUCCAACCUACCCGUCAAAAUCAUAAGUAUAAUUACUCAACUACGAUGGCGGAAGAAGCAAGGCCGAAGUCAGAGGUGGCUGUUACUGCAGAGACGACGGACAUGGGGAGGAUUUCCAAUGCAUUUUCGCCUCCGAAGCCUUCGUGGUUCACCCCUAAAAGGUUACUCAUAAUCUUCUGUGUGAUUAACUUGUUAAAUUAUUUGGAUCGUGGAGCAAUAGCAAGCAAUGGCGUAAAUGGGAAUCGUAGAACUUGCACUAAAAGUGGCACUUGCACAUCUGGUAGUGGAAUCCAGGGAGAUUUUAACCUGAACAAUUUUCAAGAUGGUGUUCUAUCUUCUGCUUUCAUGGUUGGACUUCUUGUGGCAUCUCCAAUAUUUGCAUCCUUAGCAAAGAGCGUCAAUCCAUUCAGACUUAUUGGAGUUGGAUUGUCAGUUUGGACUUUGGCCACUGCUGGUUGUGGCAUAGCAUUUGAUUUCUGGUCCAUCACUAUCUGCCGCAUGCUAGUUGGGGUUGGUGAAGCUUCUUUUAUAAGUCUUGCAGCCCCCUUCAUUGAUGACAAUGCUCCAGUUACUCAGAAAACGGCAUGGCUUGCAAUAUUUUACAUGUGUAUACCAGCUGGAGUUGCACUUGGCUAUGUUUAUGGUGGAUUUGUUGGAGGCCAUUUCAAUUGGCGUUUUGCAUUCUUUGGUGAGGCCAUUUUGAUGUUUCCAUUUGCUGUUCUAGGUUUUGUAAUGAAACCCUUGCAGUUGAAAGGUUUUACUCCUGCUGAAUCAAAAAAAGCAUUGACAGGUAUAGAGGGAGCUGUCUCUGAAGUUAAAGAUGACUCAACUAGUAAAGUUGACAUGCUCUCCAUUAAGGUAGAGGUGACUGAUCAAAGCUUGAAAGGACCUUCCAAGUCAAGAUGUAGAUAUGUGAACCUGGAUCAGUUAUCAAGAUUUUUGAAAGAUAUGAAAGUGCUUUUACUUGAAAAGGUUUAUGUCGUUAAUGUUCUAGGUUACAUUUCGUACAAUUUUGUUAUAGGAGCAUAUUCAUAUUGGGGACCGAAAGCUGGUUAUAAUAUAUAUAGCAUGAGAAAUGCAGAUAUGGUUUUUGGUGGGAUUACAAUUGUCUGUGGAAUAUUGGGCACAAUAGCAGGAGGUUUAGUUCUUGAUAAAAUGAAUUCAACAAUUUCCAAUGCUUUUAAGCUUCUCUCUGCAGCAACAUUUCUUGGGGCUGCAUUUUGCUUCAGUGCUUUCUGUCUGAAGAGCCUUUAUGCUUUUCUCGUUCUUUUCUCCAUUGGUGAACUACUUGUCUUUGCCACUCAGGGUCCAGUGAACUAUAUAUGUCUCCAUUGUGUCAACCCAAGUAUGAGGCCCCUUUCUAUGGCUAUGUCUACGGUAGCAAUUCACAUAUUUGGUGAUGUGCCCUCCUCACCACUGGUUGGGGUUCUCCAGGAUAAUGUGAACAACUGGAGGGUGACCGCUCUAGUCCUGACGACGGUUCUAUUUCUGGCCGCCGCUAUAUGGUUUAUAGGGAUCUUUAUUCACAGUGUGGACAGAUUCAAUGAAGAUAGUGAGCACCCAGUAACAACAACCGAGAAGACGAACACGAUGCCAUUGCUCGAAGGGAAGACUGCCGGAGAAACAGAACAUUGUGGUGCCUGAUGCCUGACGGGUCGUUCCUGUAAAGUUGGAGCUUUUCUUGCUUGCAGAUGCUGUUUCAAACCGCGAUUAAAAUGUUUCUGUUUCGUCGAUGAAGUUGGCAAUGCGCAUCGCGGGGUUUUACAUCGAAACUGUUGAACAGGUGCAAGGAAACGUGGAGUAACCAUCAAUCAAUCUUGGGUUUUGGAAGCUAGUUUUGAAGUUUUUGAUCUUGCUGUUGGCUGCAAUGGCUUCUGGCUGCUGAAACAGCAUAUCAUGUAAAUAGUUUCAGGUUUCAUGGAUGUAAAUAUGCUAAUUCAUUCUUUGAUACCAUAACUGAGUCAGGUUGAGCUGAGUAGCAAGUUCAUUGAACUUGGCUUGGUCUGGUGUAUGCUUCAGCUGACUAAUGCAAUCCUCUUCCUUUAUCCAGAUUCAAUGAAGAUAGUGUUAAAGUAGAAUUACACAUCAACCACUGUAGUAGGCGAGCUAAUAUGAAUUUCAAAUUAAAGUUGUAUUGCUUCCCAUCUCAAUGAAUAUAUGAAUUAUAGGGUAUUUUUCACGGUCUCUCGAACAAC